Musca domestica (house fly) is the source of this 11647-nucleotide messenger RNA. RefSeq names its product serine/arginine repetitive matrix protein 2 (gene Hers). Gene Ontology annotation, molecular function: chromatin binding. The record is from RefSeq and is a predicted model, not a curated record. The transcript has 9 exons. NCBI's taxonomy places the organism in Eukaryota, Metazoa, Arthropoda, Insecta, Diptera, Muscidae. The coding region runs from base 1038 to 10904 and encodes 3288 amino acids.
ACAACAGACAGAGCGGCCAGUCAGCCAGCCAGCCAACAGUACCAGUUUCGACUCCCAAUUCAUGUAAAUUGGAAUCCAGUACUGUGCCGAAAAUCUUAUAGAUACCUUGUGUUCCCGGUUGGAAUUUUUCGCAUAAAAAUUAAGGUUAAACAAAAAAGAAAAAUCAGAAAGAAAAGAGCAAAGCAAAAAUGAAUUCAAGAGAAUUGAAUGAUUGAGUGUUUGUGCAACGCGUUUUGUGUUGCCAUUAAGGCAGCAAAACAAGAAAUAAUUAAGAAAAAAUAAUAGCAAUAAUAACAACAACAAAAUGCAUUCAAUAAGUUUAUAAAACAAGACGAAAAAAUCGCAAAGAAAAAAACCUCAAGCUGUUGGUAGUGUCGCUCGCGUCUUCGUCUUUAUCCAUUGCCCUGCAAUGUCGUAAAAAUGUAAAAAUUCGUAGCUACAUUGUAAAGCUAGUGUACGGCCAAAAGGUGCGGAUCGGAGCAAGUUGUAUGUUGCGUGUUUGUGGUGAAAUAAGUUUCCAAUUUCUGGCCAUUUUUUCGCCAAGAAAUGCCAAAAUCCAAAAAUUAUCAAAGCAACAUUGAAAAUUACAUUAAAAAAAUAUUGAAAAAUAAAUAUCAAAAGAAAAAAAUAUGAAAUCGAAAUAGGAUUUGUGCAAUAUACAUAUUUUCAACAACAAAAAGUUACGUGGAAAAUUCAAGAAAAUGGAAGAUAAUCAUAUACACGAAGUGAAUCCCAUUUAAGUGAAAUCAAUUGCGAAAAACGAAUACCUGUGAAAUCGGUUAAGAGAGAUCAAUGAUGGCUUUUCUUCCGUGCAGAAGAAAAUAGUACAUCCUUAAGUGAAAUAAAAACAUCAGAAAUCCCUCCCCCCCCCCCAAAAUUAUUAUUAAUGGGCCCCGCAAAGGAAUAACCACACAAAUAUUAAGUAAUUUCCCGACAUCCCCAUUUUACGGAUUUAUUUCGUUUUCUUUCUCCCUUUCCCUCUGGCAUCGGUAAUGAAAAAGACACCGCUCAAUAAAGGGGGUCACAUGUAAAGGGGGAUGGGACCUAAACGCCGUUUAUCUGUUGCUGAGCGACAGCAACGUUCAAGUACGGUAGCCAGUACGACAGCAGCAGCGGCGUCUUCAGCAACAACAGCUUCGGCCAAAAAACAACGUUCCGCCACCGGUAGUGCCAGUCAAUCGCCUGCUUCACGUAAACCUUCGGCCAAAACUGGAAACACUACAGCUCCAGCUUCCACCUCGGCGGCUGGGACACCCAACAAAAAGGAUAACACAAAAACGGUGUCACCCUCCAAAAAGAAUCCUAAGUCUGGGAGUGCUAAAGAUAAAACCGAUCCAGAGCCGGUAACAUCAUCGCCCAGCAAAGACGCUUCCAAGCUACACGAACGUUCGAAGAGUAAAGAAAAACCCAAAGCGGAAGAAGAGAAAAAGAGCACAACACGAGCUUCGUCCAGAGAGAAUGUCAAGAAGACAUCGACGGAGAAUAAUGAAACCCAUCCACUCAAGUCACAAAAAGAGGAACUGAAAAAACAAUUGGAAAAAGACAAGGAAGAUUCACGCAAAGAGGGUCCUCAGAGUUCCAAUUCAAGUACCAUAAGUUCCGUAGAGUCCUCUGGCAAGAGUCAGGACAAAAAGGAUGGCAAACACAAGGCCAUUAGUAAAAUGCUUAAGAACUUAGAUAUUAAAAUAAGCGGAUUCGAUAAUAUCCUGCCCAAGGAACAAAAUAUCCAGGAGCUUGGUAUGAAAUCGUCGAUAUCGGAAAAUGUCAAAACGAAAUCACGGGCGGCAGCUGUCAAAGUUAUAGCCACCUUGAGUAACAAUAACAAGCCGCUGAAGAGGCCUAAGGUGAGUGAGGAGGACAGGAGAAGAGCACAAAGUUCGAAAGUAAGUGAAAAGGCGAAGGCAGGUGGUAAAGAGAGCCAGGUGGAGAAGAGUGGGAUACAAACGUCUAAAGGGGAGGAGAAAAAAGACGAGGAGGAAGGUAAAGCGGAUCAGCAAUUGGCGGGUGAUUUGGGAGAUAAUAAAAAGAAAAAGGCCAGAAUGGAAAGCAAUCCAAAGCAGAAAAAAGUGACAAUGGCAAAGGGAAAGGAAGAGAAAUGUAAGGAAAUGGAAGAGAAGGAUAAGCAAGAGUUAGAAGAGCUGCCAAAAGAGGAGAACAAAAAAGAUGAAGAAAAGGAAACAAAGCAGGAAGCUGUGGAAAGCAAGGAAAUCAAUGAAUUCUCGGAAGUAAACAAAGAUCAGAAAAGUGAAAAGGAAAGUAGGGGAAUGGAGGAGAAGAAGAACGUGGAGAAGGAUAAAGAAGAAAUCAAAGAAGAGGAAACAAUUAAGUCGACUAAGGAAGAAUCUCAAGAACCAAAGGUGGCAACACCUCAAAAACGAAAAUCUCCAAAACACAAAAUAACACAGAAGGAGGAAACUCCGGAAAAGGAAACCAAGAAAAUACUCGAAAAGGAAGAAGAAACGGAAGAAGAGAAAAAUAAAAUAGAUGAUAAGGUUAAAGAGGAUACGAAGGUCGAAGCAACCCCAUUGGAAGAAGAAAAAUCAAAAACUCCCAGUAAAUCUCCCAAAAAAUCUCCCAGUGGUUCCAAUAAGCCCCCAGAGACCCUGGAGGCAUCCGAAGAGCUGAAGCAAACAAAGUGCAAUAAAUUAGACGAAUUCUAUGAAGAAGAAAAGGAGGAAAUACUCAAGGUGACCAUAGACUCAAAUACGGAGGAAGUGCAAAUGGAAAUCGAGGAGAUUGCGGUUCAGAAGUCUGGUCAAGGGGGUAACUCCAAUAGGGAGGAGCAACAACAGCAAGCUAAGGAAGAUGCGGAAACUCCAACAAAAGAGACAACAACAGAAUCAGCUCCAAAGGAAGUCAGUAAAACUCUGAGUUCUGACAAACCUCCCAAGGUGUUGAAGACCCAGCCUCCCAAGAUAGCCAACAUCAAGCAGAGGCUUCAGCCCAAAUACAAGGUCAAUCCCAUCAAACCCAAGAUACCCAAACCGGUUACCAAAAAAUCUCAAUACUCAAAAAUCAUGGCGGCCAAGGCUAAGACGGAAAACAAGGAAGCCACGGCCAAGGAUGAUGAUAUCUAUGCCUUUAAAUCCGGCUCAGAAGAUGAGGAGAACAUACGCAUGGAAUUGCCCACACUUAAGAAUCUCUUGGAAUUCUCUGAGGAAGAGAAGAAGACCCAGAAGAAGUCCACACCCAAAAAGGAGCCGGCAAAGUUCUCCUCGCUCAAAGAAAAGGCUCAAAACGAUGAAGAGAAGGAGGAAAACAAAGAAGAGGAAAAAGAGCUGAAAGUGGCAAAAGAGGAUCUUGAAACGAAAGAGGAGGAUAAGGAGGAUCUUGCCAAAGAUGAGUUGGAAGUUAAGGAUCGGAAUGAGGAGGAUAAGACAGAAGAAGAAAAGGGUGCAGAAGAAAAGACAGAGGAAGAAGGAGAAAAGGAAGUGGUCAAUAAAAAGCCACCCAAAAAGGAAUUAACCAAAAAGAAACCCCUUGCCCUGAACAAAAAGCUAAUGUCCGCCAAGGUCAAAAAUCUGCAAAAGCAAAAGAACCUGAAAGCUGGCAGGCCGGCAAAAUCGAAAAUAGGGAAAAACUUUGAGAAGCCCACCAAGAAAGUCGGUAAAAAAUCCAAUGGAGAUGAGGAAGAAACUGCCGAGAGUAGUGACUCCGAGGAUGAUAAAAAUCUGAUUGUCUUUAGCCAAAAAAGGCAUCGCAUGGCCUCUUUAAAUGCCCUCGCCAAGGUGCAGUGUCUCUACGAAAAUGAAUCUCGCACAGCCUAUGAAUUGGGUCUGUCCAAAGCCACAUUAAUGCCGCCAAAGAUACGGACCCUGGACAACAGUGAUGAGGAGAAGGACAAGGAUAAAAAACAGGAGGAUACUCCCACCCCAAAACAAAAGGAAAAGGAUGCAGAAAAGGACAAGGAAAAAGAGAAACCCAAGGACACGCCGGCCAGCUCCACAAAAUCAGAGGAUAAACCCAAAACCAAGAAGGAGAAAAAGUCCGAAGACCCUUUGAAGAUUGAGGAUGCCCCUAAGGCGGAAAAGGAACCCACAGAACCCAUUGAAGAGCCUGUGGGAGAGCUGAAAAGGGAGCAACGCAAUGAUGCCGGCGGACGAGGUUUUGGCAAAUACUGGGAAUUCGAUAGCGAUAGUGAGCUAGACGAAAUCGAACAAAUGAGACUCAAAAAGAAAAAGCUGCAAAAGCGGCUGCAAGCCAAGAAAGAAAAGGAAAUGGAAAAGCAGCUUAAGGCAAAAGCCAAGGGAGAAGGUGAAUCCAAGGAACCGGAAACACCCAUUAAAGUCAAACGGAAGUAUACAAAAAUCAAGAAACCCCUUAAGAAAAUGGUUAAACUAAGCACCGGUAGUUCGGCGGAGGAGGGUAAUUCUGAAUCUUCGGAUAAGGAAGAAGGCGGGGAUAAAGAAAAGCCGUCAAAACUCAAGCUACCAGAGGCCAAAAAGCCUCCGAAGAAACGAAAGCGGAUUUUCAAAGAGGAACUCAUUGGGGACUAUAAGGGUAUAUUGGCCCGCAAGCGUAUGGCCAGCUUGAAUGCCAGUGCCAUUGUGGCAGCCACCUAUGAAGUGGAACGACAUUUGGAUAGGAAUUUGGGCCAGCUCAGUGGCUAUGAGACCUAUGAAGAUGAGCAGAAGACGCCGAGUAAAAAGUCCAAGGAGGCCAAGGGUAGGGAAGGCAAAGCGGUCAAAACGCCCGGCAAUGCCAGUGCCUCGGCCACAGGUGCGGCAACAGCAUCACCCAGUAAGACAGCCACUCCCGAUCUUACAAGGGAGGCAACUGUAACUGCAGCAGCCAACCCCAGUUCGGUGGUAUCCCGAAGUACUCCCACAAUCAAAGAAACAACAACAAGCACAUCUAUGGAACCUACAGCAACUAGCAGCAAUACCACGACCUCCACCACCACCACAACACCCACUCCCCUUACAACAACUCCUUUGAAAACCUCUACUCCUGCUGUCGCUGAAACAAAAUCCACCCAAGCCACUCCCAACACACCCACGAAGCUGGAAAAACAACCCACAAAUAUCUGUGAGGAAAGCAAUGAUUCCAAGUAUUCCAAGGAUACCAAAGAAACCAAUACAGAUACAACUACUACCACCACAUCGAGUUCGUCGGGUAGCAGUACCACAACGAGUAGCACGAAAGAGGCCAAGGAUUCAAGUCGUCCCACCUCAUCGAGUGUGGUUAUUGUCCAGGAUACAGAUGUCACCAUUACUGGGGUCUAUGUCAAUUCAAGUUCAGGUGCUGGCCAGGAGGCCUAUUGUAAGAUGCAAUAUCGUGUUCAGUCUAGCGUUACGGAGGAGCGUUUGCUGAGGCCCGGUUCAACGGAGCCACCGCCAAAGUCUUAUACGCCAUUGAGUGCUCUGUCAAGUAUGCUGCCUCCCGGUGCUGCCGGCAGUGGGGCUAGUGAAGGCACUCCAAUUGUCUCACCUCCGCCCACAACUGCCACCUCGCAGGCAACCUCGGCCUCAUCACUGUCGGAGACACUGAAUGCCGCCGCCGGUCUCUACAACCCCGCCGAUUUGGGCAUUCACACUGAACCCAUGGAACAUCAUGGUCCACCGCCUCCUUCCUAUGCGGCGGCAGCAGCAGCAGCGGCUGCUGCCUAUCAUGCACAUCAUAUGUCACCACAUGGCGCUGGCGGGGUGCAUCAUCAGCAUCAAUAUGCCCAUGUGCAUGCCCAUCAUCAGUAUCAACAGGCCGGUGCCGAACAUCAUGGUAUGCCACCACCGCCUCAUCACUAUGCCGCGGGUCCUCCGCCACCAUCACAUUAUGGGCCGCCACCACCGGGUCAUUGUGAUCCUGGUUCGCCACCGCCAACAUAUCGUGCCAGUAGUGGAUAUCCGAGUAGUGCAACAGGUGUUGCAUCAGCGGCACCACCUCCUUCAAGCCAGCCCCCAUUGUCGGCUGGCUUGGGUGGCAGUGCAUUCUGUUCCACAAACAUCCAUCAUCAGCAGCAGUCACAGCAGCAUCAACAACAACAACAUCAGCAGGCACAAGCAGCAGCAGCAGCAGCACAACAGCAGUCGGGAUCUCAGGGCGCAGCAAAUGAAACAAGUGGUUACUACCAACCAGCGGGUCCAUUGAUCUCACCACAUGUUAUACAGCCAGUUACAGCUGGACCACCACCGCCUCCAUCAUCGUUACCACCAAAUGUGCCAUUGUUAGCGACGACCAACACAAAAGUCAAAUCCCAAACACAAUCGGCGACGGUCGUCGAUGGCGGCGAACAUCUUCCGGCGCCCGGCCAACCAAAUGCAUCGCCCGCCGAGGGUGGCGAUUCCGAACUCCUACUAACCGGCGGCGAUUUGGCACCCUAUCGUUAUCCACCACAAAGUGGUAAUAGCAGUGCCGCCGCAGCGGCAGCCGCUGCCCAUCACAAUCAACAACAGCAGCAGCAACAACAUCAGCUACACCAACAGGCAGCCGCUCAUGCAGCAGCAGCGGCGGCUGCGGCCGCAGCAGCACAUCAAAGCCCACCAUAUCCCCGAUCAAUGCAUGCCCAAAUGCAUUAUGCCCCCGCAUAUCCUGCAAGCUAUUAUUCACCGUAUCCCGGUGAACCAAUGUGUUAUUCACCACCUGCCUAUCAACCGUAUUUUCCAACAACCAAAGUUUAUCAAAGUGCCCCACCACCACCGCCACAUCAUUCGGCCUAUCGCCGUUACCCCUACUAUCAGCCGGGUCAUCCGCCACCACCCAGCGAUCUAUAUGAACAAGGACCGCCGCCGCCACCACCUAACUCAGCUGGUUCGACUGGCGGCCAGGUGGCAGGACCACCACCGCCGCCAAGUCAGGCAGGUCAACCGCCACCACCACCGCCACCGGGUGGCACACAAUUGGUGCCAGCAGGUCCGCCGGCCGGUCACAGUCAACAUUUGGAACAUUAUGCCGGACCACAGGGCUAUUAUGCGGGCUAUGGUACUGGCAGCAGUGCAGCCGGUCAAUGUUAUACACGCAGUAUUCAGGCUCCGUAUAUGGAAUAUCCACCACAAUGUCCGUGUCCAAUGCAACAAUCGUGUCCAAAAAACGUCCAUACUGGGCCUCAUAUUGGUAGCAACAGCAGCAGCAGCAACAACAACAGCAACAUCGUCAACAACAGCAGCAGCAGCAAUUACAACAGCAACAACAAUGUCAAUCACUCUCUCAACGGCAGCAGCAGCAACAACAAUACAUCAUACAAUCAUCACAGCGGCAGCAACAACAACUCAACCUCCACGGUGGCAUCCAUGAGCAACAAUCAUUGCAGCAGCAACAACAACAACAGCAACACCUUGAAUGUAUUGAGUUUGCAGCAGCAGCAGCAGCAACAACAGCACAACAACAAGUCGCAAACGAACGAUUCGACUAUGACGAACAACAACAACAACAACAGUAAUCGUCUUAACAACAAUACACCGAAUGCCAACAACAAUAAUGCCGUCAAUACCAAUAGAGGCCCAGUUAAAAAUAUUCCCAACCCAAUGGAACCAAUACCGACAAACCCGAAUAAAAUCCCCCUACUAACGAUAGCGGUAAAAACCGAAUUGGCUGUCGACGACACCGACAACAAGAGCCAGUACGAAGAGAAUGUCGUUACACCCCUAACACCGCCCGACUGUUAUAGUACAAAUGAAGACAAACUAAGGGAUACGAUCGACACCGAUCAUAUGGCCGAUAUUCAGGACCAGGAUCAAGUCAUAGAUAAAACGGCGAACAGUGCCGAGAUGGAGGUCACCUCUCAUUUACGUGGCAUAGCUGCCCAGGUCCAACCCAUAGAGGCCUAUGAUUUAACCACCAGUACCCCACCCCUAGCGAAUGGGGUAAAUGCCAGCGUUCCCAUUGUGGGAGCCACAAAUUCUCCACAUAUGAACACGGUGGGAAGGAAGGCUCGCAUUGGCAAAUCAAUGGCCAGGAAUAUGGUGUAUGCAGCCAAUCAAGUAAGUUCUACAAAUCCGCCUGGAGUACAGCAGCCACCACCGCCUGUUGGCAUCCAGAGUCGCAAUGGAUCCCAGCCUGCAUCACCACUACAUAGCAGCAACACUUCAUCCCAAGCCACCACAACACCCCUGCCAAAAACUUCCGUUACCCAAAAAGUCACAACACCUGAGCACAAUGGCCUGGGUAAAAUAGCUGCAUCUCCAUCUCCAGCACACUACCUGGUGCAUAAUGUCAUGACCAAACAGGAAAUCGAUGAAGUCCAUGCCCCACUUUUGCUUAAGGCCGAAAUCAAAUCCGAGAAAAUCAAACUGGAAGAUGAGCAGCUGAUCGAUACAAUGUUGCUGCAACAGCAACAGCAUGUUGCAGCCGCUCCACAACAGGCGCUCAGCCAACAAUCAGCCUCUCAAAAACAUAUCAUUCAAGAGAAAGAAGAGCUUAAAGUCAUAAAAGCCGAGCCGAUUACACUCUGCGAAAUUUUACAUGAAAGCAAGGUAAAGGUGGAGCUAGAUUGUGAAAUUAUUACGCCACACGAAGAGAGAAAAGUGGCGCCCAAUUGCAGCAUGGGCGAGGGUGCUAGCAAAUCUCAAGGUAGAAUGCGUCUAUUGUCCUCCAGACACUGCUUACCCGCCACAGCUCGAUCACCCCUGCCAGCCGUGAACUGUGACAUAGACCUCUCCACAACAUCAGAUGAUGAGGUGCUCGAUUUGUGUCACAGUCCUGUGGCGCCCAAAUGUUCGGGGAAGCGUAGAGGAAUUUUGGAAAUUAACAAAAACCAAUGCAAAAAAUCACCCCCCAACAGCUAUAAGAGCCUAAUUAAACAAGCCGAACCCAAAACGUAUCUCUGUCUGAGUCGUAAAUUUGAAAAGAAAUCACGAUUUGGUCGCAUCCACUGCUCAAAAUCGCCCAAAGGUAGUGCUGCCCUCAACAAUGGCAUACGAAGACGAGAAUUAAUGUUGACCGAUCAGCAGAAGGAAAGUCUAAGGAAUCGAAAGAAAAAGCUUGCAGCCAUGGAGAAACGACGGCGUGAGACGAAGGAGCAAAGGAGAGCUGAGCUGCGGCAAAAACGCCGCAAGGAAGCCAAAGAGGCAAGCAAUCAACCCGACAUUAAGGGUGAAGAGGAACCUGAUAGAGAGGAGCAGGCUAUUAAAAAAGAAGAAGCCGAAGAGGAUGAGGUGGUUAACUUGGUUGAGGAUGAAGUGGAAAUGUUGGAAAUCCAGAAGCCACAGCCACAAUUAUUGGCCAACAACAAUGAGGCCAAGUCAUCGCCUCAGAUAACCCCAAAACCCUCACCGAAACGAGGUAAACCGGCCAAGAAACCAGCCAUACCCUUGCAUUUAAUGGAAACUAUUGAUGCAGUUGCCCGAGGAUAUUUCUCAGAACCCGAAUGCCGUACAUCAUCGUCACUGGUCACAACAACAACAACAACAACAACAUGCUCUCCCAGUCCACACAAGUCCUCCCAUAUGGCAAACGAAUCAAAAGCUGGCCGCAGUCCUUUGGCCCAUAAAAUCCACAAGAAAUCAAAAACCACUUCGGAAAAACGUUCCAAAUCGGAAACAAAGAAACCUCUCAAAGUUCAAAAUGCCAUCAACUCUGAACCAUUAAAUGUUCGAACGGUUUUCGAUGCAGUUCCAUCACUAACAGCAACUACCUCAAAGUCAGCAGCUUUGGCGAAUACAACGCACAUGACGGCUAGUGAUCCCAGCAUUGAAUAUCUCGACCAGAAUAGGUGCAAAUCCGCGGAACCCAAACAGACAACCAAGAGCGCCAAGGAGGGAAAAUCGAAAAAAUCAAAGGUGGAACAAAAGUCUUCUAAAAAAUCAAAAUCCAAGGAACGACACUCGAUGGAGAAUAACUCCAUGGACUGCGUAGCCGAACCGAUAUCCAGUGCAGCAAUGGAAACGAACAACAAUGAAAUUCCUAAAGAAGCUCAAAUUUUGAAUGGGGAACCUCCUGAAGAUACCAAAUCCGACGAAACGGCGGAACAGGCUGUAGAUGGGACAAAGGAGAUGGUAAUAGAGCUGGAUGGGGAACAGCACAAUGUUUCAUCUGUUGUCACAUUAAACGCUCAAAACACCCCCGAACUACCAGAUGCUGGAGCUGAUGCUGAUCUUCCAUCCACAACAGAACAUACAUCUGUGACAGAACAUUCCAAUGGAAAUAGCAGUACAACAUCAACCACACCAACGCCGCAGCAGCAGCAGCAACAACAACUUUUUAUACAGCCCACAUUACCUCCAAUGCCCCGGGUGGUGUGUCACCAUCAUGGGGUCAAGCGAAAUCGUUCACGUUCCAAAUUUGGCAAUCGAAAGCGUCAAAAGUUGAAACAUUCCACAGUGUCGUUUGAGCUGGACGAAACACUGCCGCCGGCCACACGUAAUGAUGUUGUGCCAAAAUGGAAUAAUGGCUGGACAUGGGAGGGUGAACAGUUCCAGGGGGCGGUGUUCUUGAAUAGCGAUGAUCCUUUGGUCAUACGUACUUGUUAUCCUGCUAUGCGUCACGUUGAGGGUGAUAUUAUACGCACCCGUGACUGUGUUCUUCUAAAGGCCAAUGAAGAUAACGAGCUACCCUAUGUGGCCAAGGUUGCCCAUCUCUGGGAAAAUCCUGAGGAUGGUGAAAUGAUGAUGUCUCUCUUGUGGUACUAUCGCCCCGAACACACCGAACAGGGACGCCAACCCAGCGAUAGCCCAGAUGAGGUGUAUGCCUCACGACAUCGUGAUCACAAUUCGGUUGCCUGUAUUGAAGAUAAAUGCUAUGUCCUGACAUUUAGUGAAUACUGCAGAUAUCGCCGAAGACUACGAGCAGCCGAAGAAGAUAUCGAAGAUGUCAAUAUUGUACCGAAACGACCCAAUUACUAUAGUAUACGUGUUGUACCAGAGAACACAAAUCCGGAAUUGGUUAUGUUCUGUCGUCGAGCAUAUGAGUUCCGGACCAGACGUCUUCUUAAGAUGCCAAAUAAGCAGGAUUAUUAUGUAGUUAAUUCAUAGAUUGAUGUAAACACGAGCUGUUUUCGACGUGCUCUCGCUCUCUCUGUCUCUCUCUCCCCCAUCAACACGUAGUGGAAGAGCAGAUGGAUAUCAAUACAAGAAAUAAAACAUAACCUCAAAAGUGCAUACAACAAACAAAGAAAUGAAUUGUUAAGGCCUUUUAUGAAACAGUAAACAUUUAUUUAAGUAAAUUUUUUUUAGUAGAUCAUUUUGCAUUCUCCCUCCUCACCAACAAGAUGGGGGGAGGUGUAAAACUAAACUAAAUUAUAUAACAAAAAAAUAAUAAUUAACACAAAAACAAUGAAGCUAAAAAACAAAUACUAUUAUUACAUACAAGGUACAUUUACAUUAAAACAUACAUCCACAUACAUAAUGUGUGUGUGGUAUGUAUGUACAUCAAAUCUAGACUACAACAACUAGUAUUAAAAAAUAAAAAAACUGAACAUCAAAAGCUAAGAAAAAGUUACCAACAAAACUAACCACAAAAUUUAACCAAAAUAUUUAGGCAUAAAUUUAAGAAAAUAACAACAACAAGAACACAAAACCGGAAGCAGAAUUAUCUAUUGAAACUAUUAUUUUUACUCUAAUAAUAUUAGAAACCAAGGCUAAUUUGAAAUUAGUUUUUUUUUUAAUUUUUGUAAUGUAAAUUGUUUUUGUAAGGAACUUUUGUGAGUUUAAAUUUAAGUUGCAUAUGUAUAUUUUUUUAAGAAAAGAAUAUAUUUUCUAAUUUCUAUAUUCAAAAA